Molecule: messenger RNA, 996 nt
Organism: Lycium ferocissimum
Lineage: Eukaryota; Viridiplantae; Streptophyta; Magnoliopsida; Solanales; Solanaceae
Product: ylmG homolog protein 1-2, chloroplastic-like
Exons: 1
Coding region: 81-764 (227 amino acids)
Biological process (GO): chloroplast fission
Cellular component (GO): membrane
Source: RefSeq, a predicted model, not a curated record
AGUGCUGGUACCUACCAAAUCUUAGCGGUUCUUUCAAAGAAAGCUUCUGAACCUCAAAAAUCAACUUUGAGAAAACUCCAAUGGCUUCUCAAACCCUAAUUCUCCAAAACCCAAAUCUUCCAAGAACUACUAUCCUCUCUCAUCCUUCAACCCUCAUAUACUCGAAACCCAGAACUAUUUCCUUUUCCUCACGGCCAAAUUCACUCGCAGCUCACAUUCUUAAAUCCAAGAAAUUCACAGUUUCCGCAUCAUCCUCAACUGUUCUCGAAAACCCAUCUGCGAAUUUAUCCACAAAGCCUUCAAUUACACCCAACCCCUUAAUCACUCGCUCCACGCGCACAAUUACAACACUCUUUGCGGUCACUUUAGCUGUAUCAAAGUUGGUCUUCAACAAAUUGAUCUUUAAUGGAUUGGGACAAUCACUGGCUUACACCGCUGGCCCAAUGUUUUUUGCGGCCCUUAGGGAUCAGCCUACAACAGGAGGUUUAAACACCCCUUUUACUGUAGUUGCGGCUGGAAUGGCUAAAUGGCUUGAUAUAUAUAGUGGGGUUUUGAUGGUUCGGGUUUUGCUUAGUUGGUUUCCUAAUAUACCUUGGGAUAGACAGCCAUUAUCAGCUAUUAGGGAUCUUUGUGAUCCUUAUUUGAAUCUCUUUAGGAAUAUAAUUCCUCCGAUAUUUGAUACUUUGGAUGUGAGUCCACUUUUGGCUUUUGCUGUGUUGGGUACGCUUGGUUCGAUUCUUAAUAGCAGCAGGGGAGGAUACUGAGGCAAUUGAUAUGGAGUAAGGACCAAUGAUGCUUUUAAAAGACGUUGCUUUUUAUGUUGGUCUUUUAAUACGUGUGUUAGAGUUUGAGGGCUCAAUGGUAUUGUAGUAGUAAUGUUGAUUUCAGAGAUUUUGGUAUAACUCAAAUGUUAUUUAUCUGGAUGUAUACUUGAAUGAAUAGCUAGUUGAUGUGUUGAGAAUAUAGGGGCUGUUUGCCACUGAUAAAUUUUCUGUU